Molecule: messenger RNA, 1656 nt
Organism: Urocitellus parryii (Arctic ground squirrel)
Lineage: Eukaryota; Metazoa; Chordata; Mammalia; Rodentia; Sciuridae
Gene: Slc22a13
Product: solute carrier family 22 member 13
Biological process (GO): transmembrane transport
Cellular component (GO): membrane
Molecular function (GO): transmembrane transporter activity
Source: RefSeq, a predicted model, not a curated record
AUGGCUCAAUUUGCCCAGGUUCUAGCUGAAAUAGGUGACUUUGGUCGCUUCCAGGUACAGUUGACAAUCCUGAUGAGUAUCCCCAACUUCCUGUCCCCCUUCUAUAUGUUUAGCCAGGUCUUCAUGGUCCUGGAUGAGACCCACUACUGUUCAGUGGCCUGGGUCAAGAACCACACGCUCAACCUGAGUGCAGCUGAGCAACUGACACUGAGCGUGCCUCUGGAUGCUGAGGGCAGACCUGAGUCCUGCCUCAUGUUCCGGCCACCCCCCAAUAACGCUAGCCUGGAGGACAUCCUCAGCCACCGCUUCAAUGAGACACAGCCUUGUGAGACCAGCUGGCACUAUCCUGAGGACAAGCCCCAAUCGCUGUUGAACGAGUUCAACCUGGUGUGCCAUCGGAAGCACCUGAAGGAGACCUCGCAGUCGGUGUUCAUGUCGGGACUCCUUGCUGGGGCCCUCAUCUUUGGGCCCCUCUGUGACUGGAUUGGCCGCAAAGCCUCUCUCCUGGUGCAGCUCCUCCUGACUGCCUUCGUGGGCCUGGCCACGGCCUUUGUGCCCAGCUUUGAGUUCUACAUGGUCCUGCGCUUUGCUGUGGCUACCGCUGUCUCUGGAUUUAUGAUAAGCACUGUCACCCUGAUUUCAGAGUGGGUGAGCCCCUCGUGGAGGACUCGGGCCGUGAUCCUGGCCCAGUUCACCUUCGCCUUGGGACAGAUGGUGCUGGCGGGACUUGCUUAUGGUAUCCGCAACUGGAGGCUCCUUCAGAUUGCUGGCGCUGUUCCUUUUUUGCUGUUCUUCUCGUACAUCUGGAUUCUGCCAGAAUCUGCUCGGUGGCUCCUCACCCAGGGGAGGAUAGAGGAAGCCAAACAACUAGUUCAGAAGGCAGCCUCAGUCAACAAGCGGAAAAUCUCCCCAGAGCUCCUGAACCAGUUGGCCCCAGAGAACUCAGCCUCCUCAGGGAAUGCCUUGGAUCUUUUCAGACACCCCCACCUCCGGAAGGUGACCCUGAUUCUCAUCUGUGUCUGGUUUGUGGACAGUCUCGGGUACUAUGGCGUCAGCCUCCAAGUGGGAGACUUUGGCCUGGACAUCUACCUGACGCAGCUAAUAUUUGGAGCCUCUGAGGUGCCUGCCCGCCUUCUCAGCAUCUUCAUGAUGGAGAAGUUGGGCCGCAAGUGGAGCCAGAUGGGGACUCUGAUUCUGGGUGGCCUCAUGUGUAUUAUCAUCAUCUUUAUCCCAGAAGAUAUGCCCUUGGUGGUCACCGUGCUGGCCGUGGUGGGGAAGUUCGCUACUUCUGCUGGCUUUACCAUCUCCUACUUGUACACUAUUGAGCUCUUUCCCACCGUCGUCCGGCAAACAGGCAUGGGGCUGGUGAGCAUCUUUUCAAGAAUAGGCGGCAUCCUCACGCCACUUGUGCUCCUGCUGGGCGAGUACCGCAAGGAGCUCCCUAUGCUCAUCUACGGCAGCUUCCCCAUCGGGGCAGGUCUGCUCUGUUUUCUACUGCCAGAGACACGUGGCCAGGCCCUGAAGGACACCGUCCAGGACCUGGAUCAGGGGCCCAGCACACGAUCUCUGACGGCCGUGCCCCCAGAGAAAGAAAUGGAGUCUACGGGAAGAAGUUCUACUCCAGGGGUGACCACUGUGAGCAGCACAUAUUUCUGA